GGGUGACAGGGCCGCCCCGGCAGCGUGGCUUCUCUGCCGAGCAGGAAGCCACAAAAAGCAUUGUGCUCUUGUAACUGAUCUUUUAGUAGGCUAAGUUGCCGAAUUCUGAAAUCACUACAGGCACAGUGCAGGAAAUUGUGGUCCUCAAAACAAUGUGUCCCCAUGAUCAUUUUACAUCACGAUAUCUUUUUCUUCCUCAUUCUUAUUUUGGUUUUCGUAUCACGGAUGUUGGUUCGCGCUUUAUGGCAUUUCAACGAGCAAACUAAUCCAAUCCCACAAAGGAUUGUUCAUGGAACUACUAUCGAAAUUAUUCGGACCAUAUUUCCAAGUGUCAUUCUUUUGUUCAUUGCUAUACCAUCGUUUGGUCUUGCGUUGACAGUACUAAUAAUGGCAUUUGUUGUCUUAUUCGGAGUUCAAGGAAUAGCCUUUCAUCUUGGGAAUGAGAAUGUCGCGGAUCUCAAUGUUCUCGUCAUGACCAAUGCUCCUAACGGGGGUGACUUUCCCAUAGACCAACCUCCCGUUGGCGGACUACCAGACCUCCAGCAGGAAAUGGCGCACGCCGCCCAUCCCGAAGACAUAAUUGCGGAGUUGACUUCCAAGGUUGAAAGAAUAUUUCACGAAGUAGGCACUCCUCUUCCUUUAGAGGAAGGUGAAUCUGCGCGAUCGUUCACUGAAAAUCAUGUAUUGUGGAAUAGUGAGGGAGGAGAUACUCUUCAACAAAUCUUCUCCGAUUAUACGGAAGCCGGGGACGCAAGCGAAUUCGUCGCAAUAGCCACCAAUCUGGCGAAGCGGUUUCGCCGCGCCGAGCUCGGUGAACCGGAUUCUCCCGACCCCGAUGCGCCUUUGGAAGAGCAGGAGGCUCAUUCCACGGGAUCCCCUGAAAGCACAAAAGCAAAUGAUGGGGCGAACGAGGAAGGCCCGUCUUCUUCGCGGAAGCGUAAAAGGUGGGAUGAUGAUUCGGGGUCCGAAGAUGAUGAUUCGGGGGGCCCCGGGGAAUCUCCAGAUCCAGUGGAAAUCGUUUACGAAGGGGAUGCACAAGGGUACAACUGGGAGGGGAAUUAGGUUGGCCGCCAACUUCGCCUGCCUUUCUAUCUGAGUUCUUCCCUCUUGAUGCUUUCGAACGACUCCUAAAUUUCACAAAAUCCUUUUUUUCUUAUUUGAAAUCCAAAUCGAAAUGCCUCAACUUGAUAAAUUAACUUAUUUCUCACAAUUCUUCUGGUUAUGUCUUCUCCUCUUUACUUUUUAUAUUCUCUUAUUUAAUAAUAAUAAUGGAAUACUUGGAAUUAGUAGAAUUCUCAAACUACGGAACCAACUGCUUUCGCACCGGGGGGGCGAGAUCCGGAGCAAGGACCCUAAGAAUCUGGAAGAUAUCUCGAGAAAAGGUUUUAGCACCAGUCUCUCAUAUAUGUACUCCAGUUUAUCCGAAGUAUCCCAAUGGUGUAAGACCGUCGACUAUUUGGGAAAAAGGAGGAAAAUCACUCUGAUCUCUGAUUUCGGAGAAAUAAGUGGCUCACGAGGAAUGGAGAGACAGAUUCUCUAUUUGAUCUCGAAGUCCUCAUAUAACACUUCUUCCAGUCGGAUCACUUGUUGGAAAAACAUAAUGCUCACACAUGUUCCACACGGGCAAGGAAGCAUAAUAUCAUGAAAGCCGUCUGAUAAUCUUUCUAUAGGUUCCCCGAAGAGAAUGGAAAAAUCACAAAAACACUUUCUAUAUGUUCUGUUAUUUCGAGAUUCGAAGAAGCAAGCAAGUUUUUCAUAUAGCUGUUUCCUGUGUAGUGAUCUCUGUUCGUGGAGAUCAUGAGGCCCCUGAUACCCUGUGGUACGGGGGGGUAGAAGAGUGGGCAUGUGG
Molecule: messenger RNA, 1849 nt
Organism: Triticum dicoccoides
Lineage: Eukaryota; Viridiplantae; Streptophyta; Magnoliopsida; Poales; Poaceae
Product: putative ATP synthase protein YMF19
Exons: 1
Coding region: 1175-1645 (156 amino acids)
Cellular component (GO): membrane; mitochondrion
Source: RefSeq, a predicted model, not a curated record